CUUACACUGUGCUCUCGGUGUGGAGAGCGUAUCUACUGCUCAGAAAGAUGUCAGAGACGAGACUGGCCUGAGCACAAGCUGAAGUGUGGUAAAACCCACCGCAUCAAUCUUGAAUCCUUCUACCCAGUGCUGGCGGUCUUGGCUGACGCUGUGCACAGCCUCAUGCUCCCUCCGCAUUUCGCAAUGCUGUCUCGGGUUGUGAACGACAUUAACCCCUCACUCGUCCCUUCGCUACUCCCAAACGGCGCCCUCGCCAAGCUUCUCGAGAUUGAUGACAUAGAACAGAAGCUGUUCAUGGACCCGCUGGACUGGGCGCCGCUUGCACAGUCCAGACCUGUCGCGGCCAAGAUGAUGCAGCGGAUCAUGCGCGAAGGGCACCUGCUGCCGAUCCUGACUGCGCUUUGCGUGAGCCUGCUCGGCGAGAUGUAUACAACGACGUCUGUAUAUGGCUCCAAUCUCGUGCGCAAACGACUCCAGUACCGCACAUCGCCCAUCGCAGACUUCGGGAUCGCUCGCGGCUCCGUGUACGUGCAUGAGAGCGAUCGGCUAGUGUACAAGCGGCGCUCGAACGGCACGUAUGUCCUCGGACAAGAUCCCGAAGAGCACUUCUGGCUCUACUUCACCACUAUCCGCGGUGAGGAGGUCAUUCUCGAUGUCGGGAUGUUCACGUUCAAUUUCUGCACGGUGGUAAAGAGCGAGCAAUAUACGCCACCAGCGUGGAAGGACCUCGUUAUCGACAUUACCCCGGCGUUCUUCAUUAACCGGGAGAUACGUACCAAUGCGCCUGGUAAUCACACCGAACACAAGCGCGUCUCGGCCCUCCGUGAUAGCAGACUUCACCAGGCUGUCCGCUACAUUCAGCAUGCGCUCGACGACCCCGAAAUCGCUUCGAUAUCCGCUUUUAUGAAGGAUAUUGCAGGGCGAACGAUCUCUAAGAAAGAGACCACAAUUGUGGGUCAGGCGGCGAUGAGCUUCUGUCCCAAGCUAGAGGAGAUACUCGAGAAGGAGAAGUGGAGAGCUUUUCCCGAACAGCCCCCCUUUACCAUCCAAACAGACCCUGGAGAGCGGUCCAACUGGGAUGAUCUGCCUGAACCGAAGCGCAAGAAGAAGCCUGCGACGCGGGAGUCGACAGCAUAG
Molecule: messenger RNA, 1137 nt
Organism: Phanerochaete carnosa HHB-10118-sp
Lineage: Eukaryota; Fungi; Basidiomycota; Agaricomycetes; Polyporales; Phanerochaetaceae
Exons: 3
Source: RefSeq, a predicted model, not a curated record